AUGAACACCAGCCUCGAUUCAUUCUCCGCCGCCGCAUCGAGCAUGGAAGACACCUCUAAUCCCACAAUUACCACCAACAAAAACCGCAACAAAGAAGAUGAAGUUGAUGCAGAGGUUUGGGCAACAUUCAACAAUAGUUUUCGACAAGUUCAGUCCGUUUUGGACAGAAACAGAGUUUUGAUUCAACAAGUGAAUGACAAUCACCAGUCUAGGAUUCCUGACAACAUGGUAAAAAACGUUGCUCUGAUUCAAGAACUUAAUGGCAAUAUCUCCAAGGUUGUUGGGCUUUACUCUGAUUUGAAUUCCAAUUUCUCGUUUGCUUAUCAACAGCGAAACCACAACGGUAACGAAACAAACGGGGUCAGUGUUUCUGUUGAGGGUAGAAUUUAUGCUGUGUCUGUUGUGGUUUAUGUUUUGCAAGCUGUUGGGUCAUUGCUACUGAACUUCCGUGUUACAGUUAUUGCUAGGAGAGUGAUAUUACAGCUUGUAGUUUGCUUCUGUGUUUUCAUGAUUGGAUUACAGGAUAAAGUUCUUCUCCCUGCCAUUCUAAAGCAAAAUCAAGUUCUAUUGGGCGGGAAGGAAAAAUCUGUUGAUACUAAAGCUGCUAGCUGUGCAGUAUUUGAACAUCCAGCUGCUGCUUACUGA
Molecule: messenger RNA, 645 nt
Organism: Dovyalis caffra
Lineage: Eukaryota; Viridiplantae; Streptophyta; Magnoliopsida; Malpighiales; Salicaceae
Source: the annotation of a GenBank genome assembly